AUGGCUCUUCCAGAGGGGACCGAGCCUGAGCCGCCGUCCGCGAGGCCUGCCAUUUGGCGCAGGAUCCUGGGCAAGCCAAGCCUUCCGCCGCCAUCUGUUCCUACACAGCUGCCGCGGAGCUAUCGUCUUGAGCCCGAGGAGCCGGUGCCGCCUCCCUCCGCGGCGCACGUGGCUAGAAAGGUCGUUACCGGCCUUCCUCGGUCUCAGACAUUCAAGAGGCAACAGUCUGAGCAGAGGAUGCACUUGGCGCCCGUCACGCCCUCGGCAGACGAGCGAAGAGCCUGUUCGGUCGACAGGCGUGCAAGCAGUCUACAUAAGCAAGCAGGAUCCCAAUCAAACGCCGAUCCUCGUGCCAGCGCCCCCGUCGUCCUCGGCUCUGCCCACGACCAGACCGAUUCUCAAUCGCUGCGCUCCGUGCCUGCCAGUCAGGUCUAUGAAGGACCGGACGACCAGUCGCUAGACCAAAUGUCUGAUCACCUGUCAAGCCUAGGGGAGCAGAAUUCAGGUCUGGACCUGGAGGCAGUGGCAGAGACGCAGUCCAUGACGACCUCGCAGCAUGAAGCCAUAAUCAAUGACGAGCUAGAGAGGACGUGGAUCCUAAACCUCAGCAUGCACUUUCGAGACCGUUCAAAACGAGAAAAAUUCUUCGUCACGUAUCGCGAAAAGGAUCAAUUCUGGCGCCGAGUCACCAUUUCUCUCGACUACCGCUUUGCCCCGCCCAAUUCUCUUGAGAUGGACCUUAUGCACACCCAGUAUCAGCGGGAAAAGAGCGCCAGGAUCUACGAAGCCAUCCGCGAAAGCCUCCCUGACAUCAAGUUUUACGACACUGUCACCAACCUGAAGCUCGAGACUACGGAUGGUCGACUCCAUGUUCACGUCGUCGAAGACGGCAAUGAAAUCAUCAACUAUCCUCGUGUCAGUCAGGUUCGGCACUUGGGCUGUAGACGGAUCCGGGAACGCGAUAUUGUCUUUGACUCACACAUGUCGGGUUUCGUGUACAAAGUUUGCGUUAACGGCCACGGGCUUAUCAAGAAGGAGAUUCCAAGCCAGGACACGAUUGACGAAUUCUUAUACGAAGUCAACGCCCUCAACAACCUGCGGUAUUCCCGCGACGUCGUCAACUUCUAUGGCGUCGUGGUUGACGACUGCGACGAGUACAUCAAAGGCUUGCUCAUAAGUUACGCGUCUCAAGGUGCCGUGAUUGACAUCAUUUAUGAGCAUUGCAAAGAAAACAAGCGUGGCCUCCCGUGGGCUAGCAAGGCAAAGUGGGCACGACAAAUCGUCCAGGGAUUGGCGGAUAUCCACGACUCUGGUUUCGUUCAAGGCGACUUCACCCUCUCCAACAUUGUCAUUGACGACGCCGGCGACGCAAAGAUUAUAGACAUCAACAGGCGGGGCUGCCCUGUGGGCUGGGAGCCUCCCGAGGCGACGGCCCUGCUUGAGGCGGGCCACCGCAUCACCAUGUACAUUGGCGUCAAGUCCGAUCUCUAUCAACUGGGCAUGGUGCUUUGGGGCCUUGCGGUGGAGGAGGACGAGCCGGAAAUCCACGGACGACCGCUCAUGCUCGGCCCCGAAGUCAACGUGCCCGACUGGUAUCGGCAAAUAACGGAAAUCUGCCUCAGCCCUGACCCGAGAAUGCGCCUGCAGGCAUCCUCGCUUCUUCAAUUCUUCCCCCCCGACGCUGCUGAUGACGGGGGAGUGUACGCCAAGGCUCAUGCUAUCUCGGUCGAUGACGGGCACUCGCUCAACCAGUAUUUCAUCGACGGUUAUCGCACAGACGGCCGGCCACUGAUUCGAACGGUCGAGCCUCUCAGUGACUGGCCUUACUCGGGCAGGACCUACGUCGACACGAGCCCGGUGCCGUACGAGCUAUACUUGCCGAGCCGUGGGCGAUCGCCCCCAAGCCCGCUGCCAAGCGAUCUGGACCUGUGCGAGUCGUCACGAGACCCGCUAAGCAAAACAUCGUGGGCUGCUAACAGGAGCGUGAGGCCGUCGUAUACUGACAUAGUGGAAGAUGAGACCAUGUCGGACAGCAUAUCCCAGCGCGAGGGCGAGCACAAUCACCAAACGCUAACGCCGACAAUGGAUGACAGGACCUCUGAGGCGCAGGAAAACACUGGUGGUCGAAACACGUCGGAGACACCGGCUGCAGGUCGCGCAGAUCAACCACCCUCGGCCGCCGCGUUGUUCGAUCAACAUGAGACGGGCGAUGGAGACACAAGAUCCCUGGAAGAGCCCGCGGUUGUGCAGAACGAGGAAAGCCGCCAAGCGGCGGCACCCAGAGCGACAAUGCCAAGGCUUACCAGGGAGCAAACUGCCUUCAUCGUGGAGCUGCCCAGGCCAAGGCUCAGCCCCGAGGCGGCCGAUGUCAUGCGGGAAGAGACCGAGGGUCGACAAAGGACAGCAGACAGUUGCACAGCAGAUCCUGUGCGAGGAGAGCCACAAUCGCAGCUGGCCGCUGUCGAGGACGGCGAUGUCGCAACAGGAGGUCUGGGGUACGAGCCAGAGUACGUGGCUGCACAGGCGCCCAGGAGCACAGAUGUGGGCGUCGAGUCAUAUGAUGAUGGCAGAAAGGAAGAGCCAUGGUCGAUUGAUCGUGCGGCCCCCCGGUCGGGGAACGCACCGUACGCAGCCACGGAUCGCUCGGCCUUGAUGGGCAAUGGCUUCUCAGAGUACCCCCGGCAGAUGGCGCUGCCCGUGUCGUUGACGGGGGUGGGGGCGGCGCACAUGGGCAUCGACGACGAGCUAAUGCGAGAGAAGGGCAUUAUUGACGACGACUUUGGAGCGAUGGUGCGGCCGACGUUGGCAGGGCGUUUGAUGACGACAGAAUCAUCGCCGUGA
Molecule: messenger RNA, 2841 nt
Organism: Hirsutella rhossiliensis
Lineage: Eukaryota; Fungi; Ascomycota; Sordariomycetes; Hypocreales; Ophiocordycipitaceae
Product: kinase
Exons: 4
Coding region: 1-2841 (946 amino acids)
Biological process (GO): protein phosphorylation; signal transduction
Cellular component (GO): cytoplasm
Molecular function (GO): ATP binding; protein kinase activity
Source: RefSeq, a predicted model, not a curated record